AUGUGGAAAGACGAUGACAAAGUCGUUUUGAUUUAUUGCCCUGAGUGGUACGACCUUACCGAUGCAAGUCCUGGUGUGAUCCAAGAUCUCAGUAAGAAAAUAGAGUCACAUUCUAUGGACGUGCGCAGACACUACGAGGAAAUGAUGCAGAAAAUGAAGGUAUCUAUCUAUCUAUCUAUCUCCAACUGUUCAUUAUCUAUCUAUCUAUCUAUCUAUCUAUCUAUCUAUCUAUCUAUCUAUCCCAGUCUGUUCCUAUAUAUUGGUUUCUCCAUCAACGGCAAGUUCCGUGUGGUCAACUGUUCGAAGCCUGGACACGGAGUUGUGUCCAUGAUUGAUGAAGUGAAGGCAACGUAUGUAGUCACAGGAACGCGCGGCCAAGGAAAGAUUCGUCGCACUAUUUUGGGCAGCGUCAGCGACUACAUUGUCCACCACUCACCAGUACCCGUUGUUGUGGCUCGCCAUAGCAAAGACAAACACAAGCCUUUUCGCUAUCUAUCUAUCUAUCUAUCUAUCUAUCUAUCUAUCUAUCUAUCUAUCUAUCUAUCUAUCUAUCUAUCUAUCUAUUCUAGCCUUUUCGCUAUCUAUCUAUCUAUCUAUCUAUCUAUCUAUCUAUCUAUCUAUCUAUCUAUUCUAGCCUUUUCGCUAUCUAUCUAUCUAUCUAUCUAUCUAUCUAUCUAUCUAUGUGUGUCUUUUUAUGUAUGUAUGUAA
This is a messenger RNA of Acanthosepion pharaonis, 708 nucleotides long. Lineage: Eukaryota; Metazoa; Mollusca; Cephalopoda; Sepiida; Sepiidae. The record is from the annotation of a GenBank genome assembly.